Dioscorea cayenensis subsp. rotundata (Guinea yam) is the source of this 2319-nucleotide messenger RNA. Its product is annotated as CRS2-associated factor 1, chloroplastic. NCBI's taxonomy places the organism in Eukaryota, Viridiplantae, Streptophyta, Magnoliopsida, Dioscoreales, Dioscoreaceae. Gene Ontology annotation, molecular function: RNA binding. The transcript has 5 exons. The annotation marks the transcript as partial. Gene Ontology annotation, biological process: Group II intron splicing. The record is from RefSeq and is a predicted model, not a curated record.
GAGAACAGCCAAAAGCAGCAAAAGAGUCUCAUUGUGAGGUCUCAUUUUGGGGUCUCAUUGUCAAAAUUCACACAAAAUUGUUAUUUUUUUUAAAAAACACCCUGAUUAAUGUAAAUAUCAAAAAGCUCAGACUUUCUCCCUCUCGCGCCUUCGCUUCACAUCAUCGAAGAGAUAAACCUCCCGUGUCCCUCGCUUUCGCCUCGCCGGAGAUUCCAAGAUAUUCGCCGGAAUAUUCUCUCCAUGGCCCUUAAGGCCUUAAACCCCUUCCCCCUCUUCUCCUCCUCCUUUCUCUCCCCCUCUGGCCGGCCCGCCACCGAGCUCCGGUUCUCCCGCUGGAACAACGCCAAUGCCGAGCCCUUCAUCCGCCGCCGGCGCGAACAGCAAGAGAUUGAGGCCGACCUACGUCUCCACCGCCGGCAUCACUCCGCCGCCCUCAUCGCCUCCGAUGAGCCCGACCACGAUCCUGACUCCGACCGAGCCUACGCUUGCGCUCCCUCCCCGCCUUUUAAGUCCAUCGGCACUCCCUCCUCGCCUUCUUCCCCCUCAAUCCCGGGCAGGGCUUCCAAGUACUCGAAACCCCCUGAAAACCCUAGAAAUGCUGGCUCACAUCCCGCUUUUCGCAGGGUUUUUCGGGCUAGGGUUCCUCAAGUCUCUGAAGAGCAGCAGGCUGGGAUCGUGGUUGGGGAUCGCGGGAUUGCGUAUCGGAUCAAAGAUGCCCCUUUUGAGUUUCAGUAUAGUUAUACGGAGACCCCAAAGGUGAAACCUUUAGCGCUGAGAGAGGCGCCCUAUUUGCCGUUCGGACCUGGUACCAUGCCCCGGCCGUGGACGGGGCGGGCGCCGACGCCGGAGAGUAGGAAGAAGAGGCCAGAGUUUGACUCUUUCAAACCACCACCUCCUGGGAAGAAGGGAGUGAAGCCAGUGCAGGCACCGGGGCCUUACCUUGCAGGGUCGGGUCCCAAGUAUAAGGCAAUGACGAGGGAGGAGAUCUUGGGUGAGCCAUUGACGAAUGAGGAAGUGAAGGAUUUGAUUAAGUCCACCUUGAAGACUACCAGGCAGUUGAAUAUGGGACGUGAUGGUUUAACUCACAACAUGUUGGAUAAUAUACAUGCUCACUGGAAACGACGGAGAGUAUGCAAAAUAAAGUGUAAAGGAGUUUGUACGGUUGACAUGGAUAACAUCCGGCAACAAUUGGAGCAAAAAACUGGAGGGAAGAUCAUUUACAGCAGAGGAGGAGUGAUCUUCUUGUUUCGUGGUCGAAACUACAAUUAUAGGACACGCCCCAGGUAUCCAAUCAUGCUAUGGAAACCUGUGACACCAGUAUAUCCACGGUUGAUCCAACGGGCUCCUGAGGGACUAACCCUGGAAGAAGCAAGUGAAAUGCGCAAGAGAGGACGUAAAUUAGUCCCAAUAUGCAAGCUUGCGAAAAAUGGUAUGUACUCUGGCCUGGUCAAAAACGUACAAGAAGCAUUUGAAGCUUGUGAGUUGGCCCGGAUUGACUGCACAGGACUGAACAAAAGUGACUACAAGAAAAUAGGUGCCAAGCUCAGGGAUCUAGUACCAUGUGUCCUAAUUUCAUAUGAAUAUGAGCAUAUACUCAUGUGGAGAGGGAAAGAUUGGAAAUCUUCUCUGCCCCCUCUGGAAGGUGAUGACAAUGAGGCUGUAGAAUGUAUUUCUAAUGAUUCAACCACAGCGCCCAGUGCAACCAAACUUUUAUUGAAUCAUCAGAGUUCUAUUGAUUUAUCUGAAGGGAAGAGUGUAGAAGAGAAGCAUGAUCUUGAGAUACAUACUGAUUCCAUUACGCAAAGUGAAAAUGUCUCCACACAAAAUAAUGUUGCUUUCAAUUUGGAAACAAGCAGUGACUCUCAAGAUGGUAUGGGCAGUGACUCACAAGAUGGUGCAUUACCUGGUUCAACCAAAACCAAUGAAUCUGCUUCUGAUUCCAUGGUUAUAAUUCAUCAAGACAUACCUGAUUUAGAUGGUGAGAAAAGCUUAGUUGUUGAUCCACACCUUAAAGUACAUUGUCAAGACAUUUCUCAAAUCCAAGGUUCAGUGUUCAACAAAAGUGACAACUCAUCUUUUACUGUAAGAAAUGCGGGUGAAAGCAGCUCACUUGAGGUGCACUCAUCACUUGAUGUACCUUGUCAAGGCAUUCUUCCAUCUCUUGUUGCAGGAGAAGGCCGACAGCAAGCAGACUCCAAUGGACUUUAUCCUUUGAAUACAACCAAUGAAGCUGGCAUUGGAGCUGAUGAUAUUUCUUUUUCUUGCUCUCUGGCUGUGGAGGGUGUGGUGAAUGAAAAUUUAAAACACCAGGACACCGUU